AUGGUAUCAGUCAGUCAUGCAGGCUUCAGAUUUGUUGACCGUAGCCAGUCUUCUGUAGGCUCCUUAACCUAUACUCAACGACAGCUCAACACGAGCAGCAAGAACUCAGCCCUGGAAACGAAAAUGGACUUGGUACCCUUGAGUUCCGUCCCAGAGUACUCUGGUAUCCAUGCCAGUUCAACCAGCAGGAUCCGCGACACCACGUGCCUUACCGAGGCGAAGUUGUUUCACUCAAAUGACAGAAACAGGUCACCAAGUAACUAG
Molecule: messenger RNA, 264 nt
Organism: Fusarium verticillioides 7600
Lineage: Eukaryota; Fungi; Ascomycota; Sordariomycetes; Hypocreales; Nectriaceae
Exons: 1
Coding region: 1-264 (87 amino acids)
Source: RefSeq, a predicted model, not a curated record